UCAGAACCAAAGCGCUAUAGACAAACCAAGUGUUCCGUUUCAACCAUGAUGCUAAAGUUUACCUGGUUAACCCUAAUAGUCCUUUCCUUCCCGAAUAAGCUAGCCAUCAGUGUAGAUUACAGGAGUUGGUAUACUCCAGCACAAAACACGUACAAGCGUGGUAAAUCAGUAUAUGAAGAUAUCAUCAAGUCAGCCAAUGAUAGAGAGGAGGAGUGCGUCAUACUACACUCAUCAGACAGACAAUUAGCAACAAUGCAGUACGGAACAGGUUCCGGGGGACAAUUUCCAUGCAUCAACCAGUUACAACGGGGCAGUAACAGAAGUUUAUUCGAUAUUAAUGCAAAUGUCGAUGAGAUGGCGGGUCCAACCCGGAAGGAUAGGGUCAUUGCAGAAGGAGGUUGCUGGCAAUUUGUGCUAAACCAAAUAAAUGCAUUGGAUAUUGACAAAUGUGACAUAAAAGGUGAAGUCUCAAGGUCAUUAAUCGCCCUCGCAAAAACCAAGUGCCAUUUUAUUAGAUCACGUAGGGCAUUCCCCCUAGCAGAACAUGGAUGCAUACUGAAUCCUGAAUCUGUUGACGAUAAAUCGCUAGGAAUAUUUAAUGAAGAAUACGAAACUAAUCCAUGUAGAGAUGAUUAUAGCAGUGCUGAAUGUAGGAAAUUAAAGGAAGAUAUUGUUGCCCAAUGUACAAAUCUACGUAUCAUGUCAGAAUCAGCCUUCCAAAUGUAUCACGCAGAUCUCAACCACAUUGAUGAUAUAUGCUUUUACCUCCAAUCUAAUGAUUGGAACCGAAGGACAGAAUCAAACAUAAAUAAACUUGGGGAAUCGGCAUCAACCAUUUUAUAUAAACAUCAUGAUAUUGAGAACAUGCUAGAAACAAUGCGUAUAGAGCAUGAAAGGAAUUUAGACAAAGCAAACGAGAUAUCAAAAUGGAUGGAAUCUCUAGAAAAGGAUAUCAAAAGUGUAUUCCGUAUAUUGAACAUUAUAAGAUCAUACCAGCGGAUUAUAAUUGAAUUCAUACAUAACUUCAAGAUGGUUCUCCUCUAUAUACUAUAUAUUCUAGUAGCUGUUGUAUUCACCGUUUUUGACGCUACUGCCUGGGCCCGCCCAAGGAUUAUUCUAGCUAUUGCAACCGCGUGCUCAGUGGAUACACUAUUAUACAAAUGGAUUACAAGUUCCAAACUGACUGAACAACUACCAUACAGCAAGGAUGAGAUCUGCACUACAACAUCUAAGUCCAUCAGAUAUACAACACUUCUAUACUCAACUAUAACAUGGGUGAAAGCAGUUCUAAACUACCAAGCACCCGGUGAGGCCAUGCUAAGGGAAAUGCAUCAAAUCAGGAAAAUAUUAACUCCGAGGGUAAUAUACACCCAUAUUGUAACAGAUUCAGAUGAUGAAGGUACUGACGGAACAUCUGCAAAGGGAUAUACACUAGAUGAUUUUGUGGAAUUAUUCGGCGAUGAAAGUGACAGCGACUAUACCUACGUAUCGGGAUAUACAUCAGAAGACAGUGUUGAUGACUCCCUAGGGGAAGAUUCAGACGGCCUUGUCAAUGAAUACCUAGAAUCCAGAAGAAGGCGACGGCAUUGAAAGCAGCAUAUAACAAAGACAAAAAGCUAC
This is a messenger RNA of Babesia bovis T2Bo, 1620 nucleotides long. Its product is annotated as putative integral membrane protein. NCBI's taxonomy places the organism in Eukaryota, Apicomplexa, Aconoidasida, Piroplasmida, Babesiidae. The coding region runs from base 46 to 1590 and encodes 514 amino acids. The record is from RefSeq and is a predicted model, not a curated record. The transcript is spliced from 11 exons.